AUUACUGUAAGAUUGCUCUACAACAGUCAGCAUGUGGUGUAGUACUUAUUCAACUUUGAGCCAAAUGGUUCUGAGCAUGUGUCUGUGCAAUCAGUCAAGUGUCCCCAACUAAGCAAGCCAAAGGCGACAGUGACAAGGAACCAAAACUUCAUCGGUGACAGAAAUGGAGAAAAAACCUUGGGAGAAACCAGGCUCAGUCAGAGAGCCAGUUCUCCUCUAGCCAGAUGAAACCAGCAUGGUGUGGUUUAAUUCCAAGCUGCAACACAGGCCAGAUUGUGCAGAGAACUCAUCUGGUUACCGUGGUCUUGUGCCGAUGGUCGUCGACGUGACGAGGUCUUCGCAGGGGAUUUGUCUCUGAGGCUCAUCUAGUUGACAUGGUCUCCGCUGACAUUCAGGGCUGUAGAGGUCAUCUCUAUGUGCUGAUACACCAACUGGUCUGGAUAUGGACUGGAUCUGGAUACAGACUGGAUCCAUAUGGCUAUGGUGACCUCGGAAUAAGAGUCUUCAAACUUGGAAGUAAAGAAGUUCAUAUAGGAAGGGAAAAAGAAAAGGGAGGAAAGCUGUCAGCAGACAGUCAUGUGUUUGAAGACAGAGAGCUGGAGAAACACAUCACUCCUCAAACCCUGAAACCAAAGCUCAAGCAGAACCCUCUCUUUUCUCACAUCAACAUCAUCGACAUAGAGGACAACAAGUCCAAGCCAUCCUGGACCAUUCAGGACUAUGACAGACACUCUGCACAUGGUCAGCUGGCUGACUACAUGAAGGAGGACCCAAAAGAGCUGAGCUUCUGGCUGGAAGAUCUCUACACCCCUGGUUAUGAUUCACUGCUCAAGAAGAAAUCAGCUGAAAUGAAGAGGAACAAAAUUUGUAAAACACUUGCAGCCGUCAUUCUGUUAGUUUGUGUGGUUGUGAUUAUUAUUACAGUGCCAAUAGUGGUCACACAAUCAAGAGACUGAUGGAGCUACGACAAGCGGUAAAACUACCUCUAUUCCAACAACAAUCUGACAGUUCAGCUGAACAACAGCAAGCACUUUAUAUCAUUUACAUGGAGGGGGGUGUCAAUAUGAUGACUGCUAUGUUGUCUAAAUUACAUUUUGUCUGUUGUGAUUCAAUUUAAUCCACCAGGCUUGUGGUGCACUAAAAACUAAGUAAUAUCCACAUUGUUCUGUUUCAUUAUUACAAACAUUAAGUUUAUUUUUUUUGUUUUUUUACACAGCCAGCUGGGUUAACAACUGGUCUUAUGAUGAUAGAUAUAUUUUAAAAUGCAAUUAAAUGGAAUUACCACUCUUCUGGAGUCUCAGCACACUGGCCUGU
This is a messenger RNA of Onychostoma macrolepis, 1314 nucleotides long. RefSeq names its product major intrinsically disordered NOTCH2-binding receptor 1-like. Bases 375 to 956 code for a protein of 193 amino acids. The record is from RefSeq and is a predicted model, not a curated record. Lineage: Eukaryota; Metazoa; Chordata; Actinopteri; Cypriniformes; Cyprinidae. The transcript has 5 exons.